Aureobasidium uvarum is the source of this 693-nucleotide messenger RNA. The record is from the annotation of a GenBank genome assembly. NCBI's taxonomy places the organism in Eukaryota, Fungi, Ascomycota, Dothideomycetes, Dothideales, Saccotheciaceae.
AUGGUCACAAAUGACCUUUCCACCUUCUGGGAAUCCAUACCGAGUAACUUGCGUAAUGCCAUCGAACAAGCAGUACCAGCCCAUAUCCUAGAGGAGCGCCUAUCCAUCUUCACAAAUCCAAUGACCUUGACAUACAUAUACGCCCAACUGGAAGAUCUUCUACAAGACAUGGUCGCAGCGGAAACACGACCCGCACAGCCAUCAGACAACGGAACCAGCACCCAUCAAGUUGACCCAAGAAUUUCAGCCUUGUUUCCACUAGCCAUGCUCCAGACCGAGAUGAAGCAUUACGCGGCUGCCGAAAAAUCCUGGCGUGGUCUUCUUUACAUCAGUCCCCCUCUCGGACUNGAUCUCGCCGCAAUGUCCAAUCUCAUCGACGUGCUCAACCUGCAGCACAAAUAUGCAAAAGCAGAGAUUCUCUCAAAGCGAUUGAUGCCACUGCUGCAGGCGGAAUUGGGCGACAAUAGCCCGCAGUAUUUAGGUGUGAUGCGAAAGUUGAUGGAGAGUUUGACAGGACAAGGUAAAAAGGACGAAGCAAGACAAGUUUAUCAAAGAAAUAUGGAGCUGGUUGGUACCAUUAGCGAUAGCAAUAUCAAGAAGGACGAAGUGGAUGCUUUGCAGGAGAUGAUUACGAAGAUCAACGCAUCAGGUGAUCUGGUGUCGUCAUUUUUGCGAGCUACAGGAUGGACAUGA